Messenger RNA from Zophobas morio, 3076 nucleotides. It is a transcript of the gene Zn72D, whose product is annotated as Zinc-finger protein at 72D. The transcript is spliced from 16 exons. Lineage: Eukaryota; Metazoa; Arthropoda; Insecta; Coleoptera; Tenebrionidae. Gene Ontology annotation, molecular function: double-stranded RNA binding; single-stranded RNA binding; zinc ion binding. Gene Ontology annotation, cellular component: precatalytic spliceosome. The coding region runs from base 62 to 2881 and encodes 939 amino acids. The record is from RefSeq and is a predicted model, not a curated record.
GCUGGCGCGCAGAGGUCGCUUCAGUCGUGUUGGAUUAUUUGUCAGCGUGUGUGCCAGUAAUAUGGCGACGAAUAAUUAUUUCGGUUUUACCCACGGCGGAACGCAAUAUAGUGCUACGGCAACGGGAGCCGCGUACCAAGCUGGCCAAGCCGGAUACGCCGUAGCCGCCCCGGCUACCGCCGCCGCCGCUGCCGCGACGUACGGCACCCAGCGAGCCGCGGGGUACGACACGGCCUAUCAAGCAGCCGCCGCCACCCAGGGCACGUACGCGGCCGUGGGCACCGGGGCCACGCCGGCCUACGAAUACGGUUACGGUCAAACAGCCGCCGCCGGGUACACAGGGGGCUACGAUCAGACGGCCGCCGCCGCUGCCGCCAAGCCGGCGACUUAUGCGACUACAUACACCCAGAGGGCUGCGGGACAACCACAAGCACAAGCAGCGGCAGCAGCAGCAGCAGCCGCGAAACCAGCUCAGUACACCGGGACUUAUCAAGCUAAUGCAACUGGUUAUCAAGCUACCUACGCCCAGCCAGCAGCGCAGACAACAAUAGCUGCACAACCUACCACACAAGCUAAGCAAGCUAACUCCACCACAACGUAUUCCGGAUACGACGCAGCGCUGUAUUCGGCAGCGACAAUGUACGUCGCCCAGCAGGGCGGAGCCGCUCAGCAGAAAUCUGGAGGUUGGCAAGGGUACAAGAAAGGCGGGAUUGGCGCCAAAAACAUGAGGACGAAGGCGCCACCUAAACCGCAGCAGCUGCACUACUGCGACGUGUGCAAGAUCAGUUGCGCCGGUCCACAGACCUACCGCGAACACUUGGAAGGUCAGAAACAUAAGAAGCGCGAAGCUGCCACCAAAAUGGCCGCUUCCGUUGCCGUUACAAAUCAAAAUCGCGCCGGAAACUCGUUGAGAUGUCAAUUGUGUGACGUUACAUGUACAGGAAACGACGCAUACGCCGCCCACAUUCGAGGAGCCAAACAUCAAAAAGUCGUAUUGUUACAUACGAAACUGGGCAAACCGAUCCCACCGCAGGAACCAGAAAUAAUUGGUGGUCCUCGUAAGUCCGUUUCCUCCACACCAAAGAUAAACUUUGUGCAAUCAGGAGGUCUCGGCAUUCCCACAGGUAAUGGAGAUUCAAAAGAUGACGAAGUUGAUGAACAGCCCGAGCCGGACAUCCAACCAGUCGGCCAAGACUAUAUCGAGGAGAUCAAGAGCGAUGACGGCAAGGUUAUUAGUUUUAAUUGUAAGCUGUGCGAGUGUCGUUUCAACGAUCCCAACGCUAAAGAAAUGCACAUGAAAGGGAGACGUCACAGGUUACAAUACAAGAAGAAGGUCAAUCCGGACUUGGUCGUUGAUGUUAAACCGUCGUUGCGCCAGAGAAAGAUACAAGAGGAAAAGAUGAGACGAGCCGCUUUGCGCGAAGAAUUCUGGGCACGCCGACACUACAACAUGCCCGAAGACGAAGACGACCGAAUGUACUGGGAAGACAGACGCCGAUACGAAGAAGAAUACAUGGAGAUGUGCCGACGCGGAAAUCUGGGACCUUAUCCGAGAGGUCGUCCGCCGUUCCCAGGUGGCGCUCCGCCCUACUUCCAAGGAGGCAUGCCGAUGGCAAGACGCACCGAAUCGAGCGACGACAGGCACGUGAUGGCCAGGCACUCGGAAAUAUAUCCGAAAGAAGAGGAAUUGCAGUCGAUUCAACGCAUCGUUUCGCAUACCGAACGCGCCUUGAAGACGGUCUCGGAUCAGCUGGCCGAAAGCACCAAACCGAAGGAGGGACAAGCGCAGCAGCCGCCGACGCCGCAGCAGCCGGUCGCGGCGCCUGCCGCCAACGCUGCUAACGCGACGCCCGCUGCUGCUAAACCCGUGGAGGCCCCGGCCGUUGUACCUAAGCCCGAGAGCGAGAACAAGUCGGCGGAACAGCAGCAGCAGCAACCGAAAGAAGACGGACGCGAUAAUCAAUUAUUCUCCUUCCAACAAGACCGCGACGCGAACAGAAUACUGAAGGGUGUGAUGCGUGUGGGCCACCUCGCCAAGGGUCUUCUCCUACGCGGCGACACCAACGUCGAAUUGGUCGUGCUGUGUGCCGACAAACCGACAUUGGCUUUGUUGAGAAAAGUCGUGGAUUUGUUGCCCCCGGCGUUGAAGCAAGUGGCCCCAGAAAACACCUACACUGUCACGAUAAAUGCCGCAGAAGCCGGCUUGACCGUCGUCGGCGACGGAUUGACGGUUCUUGUACAACUCACAAGUCCCAUUAUGAGGGAGCAAGAAGCUGCGAGCGGCGGGUUGGACCGGGACGUUCUCGCACGCGGCAAGUGUCUCCAGGCGCUGGCAGCCCUCAGACAUACCAAAUGGUUCCAGGCUAGGGCUUUGGGUCUGCAUUCCUGCGUGGUCAUUAUUCGCAUUUUGAGGGAUUUGUGUCAGAGAGUUCCUACGUGGUCGCCUUUGAGCUCAUGGGCAAUGGAGUUGUUGGCAGAGAAGGUCAUUUCUUCAGUACCUGGCCAGGUCCAGCUAUCGCCUGGUGACGCUCUUCGCCGCGUGAUGGAGGCCGUCGCCAGCGGCUUACUUCUUCCCGGAGGACCCGGUUUGGGCGAUCCUUGCGAAAAAGACAGUCCAGAUGCAGCCAGCGGUUUGUCGGCGCAGCAACGUGAAGAUCUCACAUGUUCGGCUCAAUACGCAUUGAGAUUAAUUGCGUACAGACAGAUUUAUAAAGUUUUGGGUAUGGAACCAUUACCCACACAACAGAAAGUCUUCAGACGGGAUAGAUCGGCAAGGAAACGACGUCGGUCAGGGGGAGAACAGGCCGAUUCCGAAAGUGACAGCGGAAAGAUGGUGAAGACAGAAGGAACGGAGACUACGACGGAAACGCCGGUUAAAUAGAUGAAUGCAGGUUAAGUUAAGCUAGAGUUAUUAAUUGCUAUUAGUAAUCUUAAUUUUAUUUUCUACCAUUUACAAGUAUUUUGAUGUAUAAAAUAAUAGAAGUCAAAUUUUUUUGUUGUGGACUACUGUAUAUCAUCGUAGUUGAAAUUGUUUUCUAGCUGUAUUGUGUGAUUAAGAAUAUACUACAUGAUUGAA